GAGUAUUUGAGAAGUCACUGGUGCUCUGAUUUUGAUGCAGGUAAGAGAGGAGGAGGGAGAAAGACAGAAGAGUACUGCACAAGGUUCAGACACACACCCAAGAAAGAUAGGAGACUAGGGAUAGGCUUUUGUGAAAACUUAUUGUCACUUCAUUUGGAGCAAUCUCCUCUGUAAAACAUUCAUCUUUGUCAAGUUUCAAGAUAAGAGGGCUUGUGCUGUUUUCAGAGAGGUUAGAUAUGCUGAUGAAGAGGACUACAUCACACCAGAAAGAUCAACACUUGGGUCACCUAAUGUCUGAUGUUGUUUCAGAGUCCUAUUCUCACUCGGAUGUUUUGGGACAGAAACAUAAAACAAAUUCAAUUUUCAAUGUUCCUGGUCUGUUUGUAGGGUUCAAUCCUAAGGGUUCAGAGUCUGAUUCUGUUAGAAGCCCAACUUCACCAUUGGACUUUAGGGUGUUCUCAAAUCUAGGAAUUCCCUUUAGGUCUCCAAGGUCAUCCCAUGAGAGGGAUCAGAAGAGUUGGGAUUGCAAUAAAGUAGGCCUAAGCAUUAUAGAUUCUCUUGAUGAUGAAAAAAAACAAUCGGGGAGAUUCCUCCGAUCAUCAGAGAGUAAAAAUAUACUUUUUGGACCCCAGAUGAGGAUCAAAACCCCCAAUUUUGGAAGCCAGAACAGUGCUUUUGAGGCAUCUAAGUCAGUGCCUAAAAACUAUUUAAUUUCCCCCCAAACCCACCCCAGACCAUCCAAUCUCCAAAAGGGUAAUUCUGAUGUGAUGUUUGAAAUCGGAGAAACCUCAUUAGACCCCGUGUUGUUUCAAAAAAGCCGAUCUUGUUCGCUGGAUUCUGGACGGUCUGAAUCACAUUUUACCGGUUUUACAAACCUUAUGACUAACUCAAGUUCUGGGAUUUUUUGUUCAGAAAAUGGGAUAAACCCUGUGCUUUCACCUUCUCAUGUGGCCAGAGGAAGCUCAAAGUUGAGUAAUUCUUUAGGUACAACACCGACUUCAUUCCCGGUAUCCAUUGGUUCUGGCAAUGGUUUAACAGGGUCUCUCUCAGCAAGUGAGAUUGAGCUCUCUGAGGAUUAUACUUGUGUGAGAACACAUGGUUCCAACCCCAAAACAGUCCAUAUUUUUGGUGACUGUAUUUUGGAAUGUCACAACAACACAAAUUUUUCUAAGAGUGAGGAACAGGAGGUUGCAUUGCCUCAAGAGGUUAAAUUCCCUGAAGUCCCUGUCGCAUACCCCUCCAGUGGUUUUUUGAGCUUCUGUUACUCAUGCGAGAAGAAACUGGAGGGGGAAGAUAUUUAUAUGUACAGGGGUGAGAAGGCAUUUUGCAGUUGGAGUUGCCGCUCACAGGAGAUUUUGAUUGAGGAGGCAAUUGAGAAAACCGAUGAUGUGAGCAAAUCUAUUAAGUCAAACGGCUGUGACGAACUUUUUGAGACCGGCUUGUUCAUCUCUAUAUAAAGGUCCCAUGUUGUCAUAGCCAGUAUGCCCACGAUAGGUGAAAUAAUCACAUGGGCUGACACCCCUGAUCAUCUGUUUACCAAGAGCUGUUUAUGUGAAUUUGUUAACAGCCAUGGAUGAUCAUUGUGUACAUUGUUCUUUAUGGUGAUUGUGUGUGAUCUUUCAUGGUCAUAGUGGGUUAUGGUGGGAACCAGCACGUUUUGCUUUACUUAUUUCUGUCUUUGAUAUAUAACCAUGAACUUGAACAACUGCUUUAGUAUGUUGUUGAGAAGGGUUAGCCAAUCGUUGUGGCUCCCCAUUUUUUAUCUUUGCUUUUUGGGCAGGAGUUGAUGUUAAGCCUCCAAGCUCCAAAUUUUGAAUGAUUAUAAAAAUGACUUAUACAAAUAAUA
This is a messenger RNA of Ilex paraguariensis (yerba mate), 1846 nucleotides long. Lineage: Eukaryota; Viridiplantae; Streptophyta; Magnoliopsida; Aquifoliales; Aquifoliaceae. The record is from the annotation of a GenBank genome assembly.